Sturnus vulgaris (Common starling) is the source of this 8088-nucleotide messenger RNA. Lineage: Eukaryota; Metazoa; Chordata; Aves; Passeriformes; Sturnidae. The record is from RefSeq and is a predicted model, not a curated record.
AUGGGCUCCAUCCCAUUUUGCACCCUCUAUUGCAUCAUUAGCAUAGCAACAGCCAAUAUAUUUGAGUAUCAGACCGAUUCCCAGCCGCUGCGUCCUUGUGAACUUCAGAGGGAAGAGGCUUUUUCAGCAGGAGAAGCCUACGUUCCUCAGUGCUCAGAGGAUGGCCAGUUCAGGACAGUCCAGUGCAGUAGGAAUGGUCUUUCCUGUUGGUGUGUAGAUGAGAAUGGUGUUGAGGUUCCUGGCAGCAAACAGAAUGGAUAUCCCAUAUCUUGCUUGUCCUUUUGCCAGCUGCAAAAGCAGAGGAUCUUGGUGAGCCGAUACAUCAAUGGCAGCAGCAUCUCCUACAUCCCUCAGUGCCUGGAUUCAGGGGCUUUUGAUGAGGUGCAGUGUGACAUGGAGCUGGGGCAGUGCUGGUGUGUGGAUCCAGAAGGAAUGGAGAUUUAUGGCACUAGACAAAGAGGAAAGCCAGCACAGUGUCCAGGGAACUGUGAGAUCCGAGAUCGUCGCAUCCUGCACGGUUUUGGGGAGAAGAGCCCACCACAGUGCUCAGCAGAUGGAGAGUUUCUGCCUGUCCAGUGCAAGUUUGUCAACACAACGGACAUGAGUGUUUUUGAUCUUGUUCAUAGUUACAACAGGCUCCCAAGGGCUUUCCAGAAAUUCAGCUCGGUGAAGGAAACAUUCCCAGAGAUCUCUGGGUACUGUUACUGUGUGGACAGCCUGGGGAGGGAGUUAGCAGACACAGGCUUGGAACUGCUGCUUGAUGAAGUUUAUGACACGGUUUUCUCCGCGCCGGAGCCUGCGCGCACGUUCACGGAGAGCAGCAUCCUUCGGAUCCUGCAGAGGAGAUUCCUGGGGGUCCAGCUGGCUACCUCUGGCAAGUUCAGGUGCCCCUCGAGGUGUGAGGCUGAGCGUUCUGCAGCCCUGCAUUUCCAGCACCCCUUCGUGCCGUCCUGUGCCGCCAGCGGGGGCUACGAGCCCCGGCAGUGCCACCAAGGGGGACAGUGCUGGUGUGUGGACACCCAGGGACAGGAGAUCCCGGGCACGAGGAGGCGAGGACAGCCCCCAGCCUGCGGUGAGGAGCAAUCGUGCAUUUCCAAGCGCCGACGGGCUUUGUCCAGGCUCCUUUAUGGCCCUGCUGGGUACUUCAGUCAGUCCAGUUUGUUUUCCACACCAGAUAAGCAGUCAGACAAAAUUGAUGGCUUUUCAAGACCCUGCCCUCCCUCUUUCAAGGAGCUGUUUCUGGACUCUGGGUUGUCAUCCCCACUUGCACCAAGGCAGACUCCUGAGCUGGAAACCAUCCUUAGUGAAUCCAUCCCAGGGAUGUUCCCAUCGAGGGACCUGGCCCGAGUGGCACUGCAGUUCACUGCCAAUCCAAAGCGUUUCCAAGAAAACCUCUUUGGAGGAAGGUUCUUGAAGAAUUUGAUCCAGUUUAACUUCACAGGGGUACUUGGCACUAGUGGGAAGUACAGCAUUGGCCAGUUUUUCCCACAGGAGGAUGUGUCAGAGAUGGAUAAUGGCCAAGGCCCUCUGCAAUCAGCUGAGGAAUUUUCCCUGGAGGUAUCAAAGGGGAGCUCCAUCUUGAGUAAACCUCUUGUGGGCAGCUUUGGCCGCACAGUAACUCUGCAGGACAAUCAGAAUCUGAUGAAAUUCCUUUCUUCUGUCCUGGAACUACCAGAGUUCUUUACUUUUCUUCAACAAGUAAUUUCUGUCCCCAAAAGCAUUGCUGAAGAUUUAGGUGAAGUGGUGAAACUGGCACUGGGAUCCAGAGACUGUGGUGAGGAGCCAAAGGACCUGUUUGUUCCAGCAUGCACCAAGGAGGGGAGGUAUAAGGAAGUUCAGUGCUAUGCAGGAGAGUGCUGGUGUUUGGACACUUCAGGCAAGGAGGUUCCAGGCUCAAGACGUCAAGGCAAGCGCCCGAGGUGUCCCACUGAGUGUGAGAAGCAAAGGAGAGACCUGAAAAACCUGAAGCAAAGCCUGCCUGCAGGAUCAGAUCUCUUCAUUCCCUCUUGUACUGAGGAUGGAGACUUUCUGCCACUCCAGUGUUAUGGGACAAAUUGCUUCUGUGUCGAUUUGAAUGGCAAGACUAUUCCAGGAAUAAGGGGGAAAGCUGGAAAGCCGAUGCAAUGCCCAAGUGCUUGCCAAGUAACAGCUGGUCAGGAGUUUCUGAAGGCUGUGAAGCUCCUGUUGUCAGAUCCAAGUGCUGUGCCUCAGCUGUCCAGCCUUCACCUCCCUCAGUGUGAUGCUGGGGGUGGCUGGAGGCAGGUGCAGUGCAGUGGCCCCCCCGAGCAAGCCUUCGAGUGGUACGACAGGUGGAUUGCAGAGAACAACCAAGGCAAGCCCCUGCCUGUUCCUGACCUAUUGAACAUAAUAGCUGGCUAUAAAGAGGCGUCCUCUGGAGACUUUUCAGCUUUUGUUAAAGCUUUGUAUGAGGCUGGGCACCAGAAUGUCUUCCCCACGUUCUCCAUGUAUUCCUCCUUCACGGAUCUCCCACCUCAAGUGCUGAAAGGAAACCUGAGCAGUGCAUCUGAGAACAUUUUGCUGGACCCAUAUACGUUCUGGCAGCUUCUGACUGAGCAGCUGAGCUACUACCCAGGACCCUAUUCUGAUUUCAGUGCUCCAUUAGGCCACUUUGAACUUCGUGAUUGUUGGUGUGUUGACAGCAAAGGAGGAGAGCUGGAAGGAACAAAGGCAGGAGUGAACCAGGUUCCAGCAUGCCCUGGUGUAUGUGAAAGUGUGAAGCAGGAAGCCAUGAAGUUUAUGGAGGAGGCAGAGCAGCUCAUGCUGGCCUCAAACGGGUCCCAGUUCGCAGAGAGCUUCUUGCUGGCGAAGGGGAUGCAGCUCGGGGACAGCGACCUCCUGCGCUCUGCUGGGCCCUAUGGGCUGGGGACAGGGCUCUCCCAGCAGCUGCUGUCGGGCAGUGACCCUGCUCUCCAGCUGGCUGCAUGGUCAGUCCUGCACUUCUACUGGCAGAGUCACUUUACUUCAAAACGUUCUUCCGGGGAAGCAGCACAGCUGGGAUUUCUCCCUUACAUCCCUCAGUGUGAUGGCCUGGGAAACUGGGAGCCAACUCAGUGCUAUGAGAGCACAGGUCAUUGCUGGUGUGUGGAUGAGAGAGGACGUUAUGUCAUGGAUUCCUUGGUCUCACGCUCAGCAGAACUUCCCAAAUGCCAGACUUCCUGUCAGCGAUCUCGAGGCAAUGCCCUAAUUUCCAGCUGGAGACAGAGCAGUGCAAAGCUGGACACCUCUACAGCUGAUCUGUUCAUCCCCAGCUGCCUUGAGACAGGAGAAUACACUGUGCUGCAGAGAUCUGACACAGAUAUUUGGUGUGUGGAUCCUGUGUCAGGAGAAAUAUUCCAGCGUGGCAGCAAAGGCUUGGAUGGCAAUCCUGAAUGUCCCAGUUUCUGUGACAUGCUGCAGUCCAGAGCUGUUUCACGAGAAGCUGCCAGAGGUUACAUCCCACAGUGUGAAGGGGACAAGGGGAGUUUCUCUGCUCUGCAGUGCAGCCAGGACCAGGAGAGCUGCUGGUGUGUCUUUGGCAGUGGAGAAGAGGUGCCAGGGACACGAGUGAAUGGGGGAAGACCAGAAUGUUGUGCUCUGCCCUUCGGUGCCUCAGCAGUUGCCAAUGGGGCUGUACUUUGUGAAAACAUCCCUGGGCAAGCUCCAAGCAUCCAGCAGUGCCAGCUCAUCUGUCGCCAGGGCUUCCACAGUGCCACUCCCAGCACCUCAUCCCAGUGUGACACGCGGCAGCGGCGCUGGGUCUCGGCUGCCCCUCUGCUCCACGCCUGCCAGAAGCUCCAAUUAUUUCAGACAGUCCAAGCUCAAACACACUUUCAGCUACGGCUGCCUCCUGAGAAGACAUGUAGUUCUGACUACUCUGGGUUACUCCAGGCAUUCCAGAUAUUUAUUUUAGAUGAGUUGAAGGCUCGUGGUUUAUGUCACCUCCAGGUAAAUGCAUUUGGAAAAACUGGCUCAGUGUCCAUGUGUGAUGAUUCCACUGUCUAUGUGGAAUGCCUGAGCGUGGAUCGCCUGGGAGUGAACAUCACGUGGAGGACUCAGCUGGAAAACAUCCCCACAGCUUCUCUCCCUGACUUACAUGAUAUUGAAAAUGCAAUUGUUGGGGAAAAUCUCAUUGGAGCAUUUAUAAAAGAGAUUAAGGAUGGUGUUUUUCUGCUGCAUUUGGAUUCCAAGCAGUUCCAGGCAGAUUCUGUCAUUGAUUUUCCCCGGGAUGAAGAGUUUGAUUUGUCUCCCCGUGUGCAGCUCGGAUGUGGAAGCGGGUUUCGAAGAAUUUCAUCCUCUGGAAAAGCAGGCCCCAGUUCACAAGGAUGUGGUAUGACUCAUUUUUAUGAGCUGCUCCUUAGCCUGGAUUUUGCAGCUUGUUCCCCUGGUACACAGAGGCCCAAAUCCAUUGUUUGUCCUCCAGGCAGUUAUUUCCAGGACAAUGAAUGCAUUCCCUGCCCUCUUGGCUACUAUCAGUAUCAGACAGGACAUUCCUUCUGUAUCAAGUGUCCUGUGGGCAAAACUACCAACUCCUAUGGGGCAAUCAGUGCUGAUCACUGUGUCACACCCUGCCAGAGCAGUGAGCAGGGCCUGCAGUGUGAUGAAGAUGGCCAGUACAGACCUGCCCAGCAAGACCCUGACACCAAGAAAUCCCUCUGUGUCGACAGCUCUGGAGCAGCGCUGGGCUGGACGGAAACAGAGGGUCUCCUGACAGAUGAGCAGUGCUUGGACUGUGAGAGGGAAGAUGCCUGUGGCUUUGCAACUGUAAGUCCUGCUGGUACUGAAGUGCUCUGUGCAUUGUACAGUGCUGCUGAAGCCAACUUCAACUGCACCACCUCUGGAUUGGUCCAAGGUGUCUUGGGGAACCCUGCUGCCACUAGCAUCAGUGGCCUCAGCUGCUUGCUUCGUGUCAGGAAUCCAGAGGGAGAUGCACUGAUGGUCUAUUUGAAGAGAGAACAGGAAUUCAGCUCCUCUGGACUGAAGGCCUUUGAGAGGACUGGUUUCCAGAACGUGCAGUCGGGAGUGUACAGCUCCAUGCUGCUCUGCAGACAAGAGUGCAGCCAGGACUCCUGCUGUGAUGGAUUCAUCCUGAGCCAGCUCCUGCUGGAUGGAGGGACCAUUCUGUGCAGUUUGCUGAGCUCCCCAGACGUGCUGAUCUGCAAUGCCAAAGGCUGGAGUCCAACACCAGCCUCAGCCAUGGCUGGGAUGUGUAAUGGUGUGAGCUAUGACGAGAAGGAGAAGAAGUUUUCCUUCACCCUGGGAGGACAAGUGUUCAGUGGAACUUCUCAGUUGAUGGAAGAGGCAGAAAGAAAUUUCACUACCUUUCAGGAAAUUUACCUGUGGAGAGACUCUGAUAUGGUCACCCGGAUGAAAACCUCUUUGUGUGAGGCUGCUGUUUUGGAGACAAAGGAUGAUCUCGUGUUAUCAGAUUCCACAAAGGAUCUUUUCUACCUAAUGGACAACAGCCAGAUACAAAGUGACCAGAACUAUUCCCUCCCUUACCAGCAGUAUUGGGUCUUCAGGCAGAAGUACUCAGCUGAGGAAGCUCUGCUUUGGUGUCUCACACGCUGUGCAGAAGAGGAAGAGUUUUGUCGAAUGGCAGAUCUGCAAAAUGCCACAGACAAAUACUUUGUGUGUACCCUCUAUCCAGAGGCACAGAUUUGUGACAGCAGCCUCGACCAAAUACCAGGAAACUGUGCAACUGUGCUACCCUGGCAACCACAGACACUGUUCCAUAAAAUAGUCACUCUUAAAAGUUCUGUGAAGAGCUUCUACACACGUGUACCAUUCCAGAAAGUAACAGAAUUCUCAGUGAGGAAUAAGACUGACAUGAGCAGAAAAGCUGUUUCAGAUGGGUUUUUUGAGUGUGAGCGUUGGUGUGAUGCUGACCCCUGUUGCACAGGAUUUGGCUUUUUUAAUGACUCCCAGCUGUCAGGUGGAAAGAUUGUGUGUGUGACUCUGAACAGCCUUGGAAUCCAGACAUGUGCUGAGGAAACGAGAAGUGCUUGGCACAUUUCAAAUUGCAGUUCACCAGAUGCUGAAGUGAAAAUACACCCAUUUGGCUGGUAUCAAAAGCCUGCUGACUUGAAGAGCACCAUUCCCAACCUGUGUCCACCUGUUAGUUUACCUCUCAGGCCAGAAAAUGAGUAUAUGGAUGCAUGGCAACCCUUAAAUGUGUCGUCUGUUCUCAUGGAUUCAUCCAUCUCCAACUUUGAAGUUGUACAUGUUAGCAGAGAUAUAUCCAAUGACUUCUCCACUGCCAGAGAUUUUUGCCUAUCUGCUUGCUCAAAAAACCAGUCAUGUACAGUGGUUACACUGGAAUUCCAGCCUUCAGCCAUAAGGUGCAUUUUCUACCCUGAUACACAGAUAUGCACACACAGCCUGCAAGGGCACAGCUGCUGGGUUUUACUCAAAGAACCUGCUGCCUAUAUCUACAGGAGACAAGAUUUACUCCUGCCCAUUUCUGAAUCGGAUUCAACCCCAAGAGUGUACAUCCCAUCCCACGGAUAUCUGAUGGGCAAAUCCCAGGUGAUCCACAUUGGCUCGGAGUGGAGGAACAUCAGCCAGUUCCUGGGGAUCCCUUAUGCUGCCCCUCCCCUUGGGGAGAGGCGCUUCAGCCCCCCAGAGCCCUUUGCUGGGGUGGAAAGCUGGAAUGCCACGGUGGCUCGGGCAGCAUGUUGGCAGCCAGGAGAUGGAGAGGCCCCAUCACCGUCUGUCAGUGAAGACUGUCUGUAUCUGCACAUCUUUGUUCCUGCCACCACUGUCAAAAACAUGUCAGUGUUGCUGUUCUUCCACAAUGGAGGGAGUUACAAUGCUGAGGAGGGAAAGACAACCCUGGAUGGGUCAUACCUGGCUGCCAUUGGUAACAUCAUCGUUGUGACGGCAAACUACCGGGUCGGUGUCUUUGGCUUCCUGAGCACUGGCUCUGCCGAGGCCCGUGGGAAUGCUGGCCUUUGGGACCAGCUGGCAGCUCUGAGGUGGGUGCAGGAGAACAUUGCCAGCUUUGGGGGUGACCCUGGCCGCGUGUCGCUGGGAGCCGAGCGCGGCGGCGCGGACGCCACCAGCAUUCACCUGCUCUCAGACACAGCAGCCACAGAGCUGUUCAGGAGGCUGCUCCUGAUGGGAGGCUCAGCUUUUUCUCCAGCAUCUAUAAUUACUACAAGGAGAGCACAGAUCCAAGCAGCAGCCCUGGCUGAAGAUGUGGGAUGUCCUUCAUCCACCAGUGAGGAAAUUGUAGCCUGCCUUCGCCAGUUGCCUGCUCGUGUCCUCAAUGAUGCUCAAACUAAGCUGCUAGCUAUAAGUGGCCCAUUCCAGUACUGGGGUCCAGUGAUGGAUGGAAUUUACCUCCGGGAACCUUUGGCUAAAGCCCUGCAGAGCCCUUGGCUUCGGAAAGUAGAUCUGCUCAUUGGAAGUGCUCAACAAGAUGGUCUCAUCAGCAGAGCCAAGGCAAUUAAGAAAUUUGAAGAAAGCCAAGGGAGAGCCAACAGCAAAACAGCCUUUUAUCAGGCUCUGCAAAAUUCUCUAGGAGGAGAAGAAUCCAACUCGUUAAUUGAAGAUGCAGCUACGUGGUAUUACUCCCUGGAACACUCAACUGAUGAUUAUUCAUCCUUUUCCAGGGCGUUGGAAAAUGCCACCCGUGACCAGUUUAUCACGUGUCCCAUCAUAAACAUGGCAAGUCACUGGGCUGCUGCCUCUCGAGGAAAUGUCUUCAUGUACCACGUACCUGAGAAUGAAGGCCAUUAUGCUGUGGAGUUCCUGUUGGAUGUUCAGUAUGCAUUUGGUCUACCCUUUUACCCGAAGUAUGAAGUACAAUUUACUGAGGAAGAAAAGGACCUUUCGUUGAAAAUUAUGCAGUAUAUCUCCAAUUUCAUAAACUCUGGAAAUCCAAACUACCUGCACAGUUUCUCGAGAAGAAUGUUGGGGGUGAUGCCUGCCUGGCCCAUGUAUCUGUCAAGUGAUGAUGGUGAUAACUACAAGGAAUUCACUGUUUCUUUGCCGACUCUUAAAGGACUGAAAAAAGCAGACUGUUCCUUUUGGUCUGAUUAUAUCAGAAGGCUGAAAGCAUCCACAGGUGAGAAGAGUGUUUUCUGA